Messenger RNA from Iphiclides podalirius (scarce swallowtail), 564 nucleotides. Lineage: Eukaryota; Metazoa; Arthropoda; Insecta; Lepidoptera; Papilionidae. The record is from the annotation of a GenBank genome assembly.
AUGGGCACAUUUCGUGAGAAACUAAACCCUGGCUCCCUCUUUCCAGGCUUGGACACCUUCGCGUACGACCCGCAACGCUACGCCAUGGACUACCACAGCAUCGGCUUCCGGGAGUGCGCGGCCGAGGUGGCUCGCUACCUGGUCAGCUGCGAGGGGCUCGACAUCCAGGACCCGCUGCGGCUGCGUCUGAUGAGCCACCUGCAGUGCUUCGCCGCUCAGAGGGAGCUCGCCGCGAAGUCCGCCAACUGGGGCUACCCGCAGUACCCCUCGGCGCCGGUGUCCGCCCAGCCACAGCACAGCUACGCCGACGUGGGUCACAGACAGGACCCCACCACCUCGGCCGGAGCGACAACACUCGCGGCACCAUCGUCCAUCGCAGCGCCGCUGUCGGCGCCGCCAUCUUACCCCCAUUAUCCGCCGCCCCCCGGCCCCCCAGCGCCGCCAGGUCCACAUCCAGCCCCUCCCGCGCCCCACUACCCCACCCCCUACCCCCAUCCGCCGCACCACCAGUACUCCCAGAACACCUCAAAACCCUACAGGCCGUGGGGCGCGGAGCUCGCGUAU